Molecule: messenger RNA, 2692 nt
Organism: Phlebotomus argentipes
Lineage: Eukaryota; Metazoa; Arthropoda; Insecta; Diptera; Psychodidae
Exons: 7
Coding region: 610-1848 (412 amino acids)
Source: RefSeq, a predicted model, not a curated record
UGGAAAUUUUCAACCUGUCUCACAUUCCUCUGCAUUCUCCUCUUUGCUGUGCUCUUGACUGCUUUUUUCAUCCAAUUUUACGCUUCACUGCUUUUGUGUUCUUCUUCCUCCUUUUUUUCCUUGAUCUUUCUUCAGAUUCCAACAUGAAUCCUCUCGGAUAUAAUUCAUCAUUUCACUCUACUUCUCCUGGCAUAUCUUACUUUUCAUGCUAUUCACUCUUUGUUUCUCACAUUCCCCACUCCUUUGGUAGUGCAAGUAUUGCGCACCUUCUCGAAGACAUGCCACAGAAAGCUGAUGGCCUUAGGCCGCGAAGUGAGGUGAAAGUUUCGCCUGUGAAGAUUUCAGCACGGCGCCGAAGCCUGGCGAGAGAUUUCUCCACCUUCCCGUGGCCUCGGUGUGAUACUGCCGUUGAUGCUCCUGCAGUGGCAUUCGGCGCGAAUGGGACAGUUGUGCUGAAGCCAUCGAUUGUGCUGCCUCGGUGGCGACCCAUCUGCCCGCAGGAGUGCAGUCCCUGAGGCUCGACUGACGGCCAGAGUGCCAGAGUGUGUGUGUGUGUGUGUGAUGGGGUGGAGGCGGUGGAUGCUGUGCGGACAGUGAGCACACAUCAGGAUGAGUGCGGCUGUGGCCGGAAAUCGGGGCAGUCGCGUGAGCCCAUCGCCAGCCAAGGGCUCCACAGCGGCCUACACGGACACGGACCUCACGCCAAACGUCCUGGCCAUUCCGCUGUCUGCCAUUCAGGCCAGUCCAGCAGAGCCACGGUGCGGUCCCCUCGCGGGCGCUGCCCCCUCGGCGCUCGCCACCGCCAUUUACGAAGUAGACGCGCCGCAGCCGCUUGUCGAUCGACGCCCUUCGCUCUCGCUGCUCAAGUGGGGCUCCACGAGGCGCUAUGAAGUGCCCACGCCCACCGUCCUGCGCCAAGUGACUUUUGGGAAUUCGAGCAAUAAUAAUUGCGGCACCGUGGCCCACAAUGGCGUGCGAACGGAGCCAAUCAGUCUGGCCACCCUCGAUAGAGACUGCUUCAUCAUCCCCAUGCAGUCGCUCAACCGCUUCCUGCCAGACGGAAUCCCCCUGCCCGCGCCCAGUGAAGCGAACGAGAAGCAAUCCACGGGGCCACUGAGUGUCCUGGAGGUGUCGGAUCCCAAGCUGUGCAUCUUGGCACACCUCAUGAGUCCACUGGAGCCAAUUGAUCCCCUCCUGGAGUCCCCACUUUCGCAUCCGCUCCUCAAGCAGCGCGCCGUGGCGGCCGAGCUGGUGUCAGAGGUGCAGCAGAGCAAUUCGGCGGUGGGCGGAAUGCUCCUGGCCAACAUGGAGAAGAACGCCGAAUUCCCCUUCAUCGCCUAUUACGUGAUCAACACCACGCAAACCGACCCGUCGAACUUCUACUCGGGCGUGCGGACGUCGUCGCUGUGCAAGUUCGAGCCGAAGAACCUGCGCUACACCGCCGCCCACACGCUGGAUCUGUACAGCGAGGUCGCGUCGAUAUGCCGACCGCCACUCGUGAUGACUUCCAAUGAGGCUGGCGCGCUGCGGAAAGCCCAAACGCCCUCCACGGGAUACAUAAUAAGUGUGUACAAGGUGUUUGAGGGCGACGAUGGUGAGCGCUUCGAGAGGAAUUGGCUGUAUUGGACAGGCGCUCGAAUGCUCUACAGAUACUUGCCGCGAACGGCGGGUCUGAGACGAAUUGCGCUCCACAAAAGCACCUCCUUGAAGGGUGACAAGAUGUACCUGCUGGUGUGCGAGUGUGCCGACCUGCUGAAGGACAUAUCAGCCGCGGCGUUCCUCAUUCCCGCCCUGAGGGCGCGCCUUUGCGGCUACACAGGACUCUAUCGGCCCAUCCAAGCAUUCUAAUUGCACCUCUCACAAGUGCUGUUCAACACCGCAAAAGAGUCACAGACAAUUGAUGGAUGAAGAGGGAGGUGGAGUGGGGAAUAUUCUAGACAUAUCUGCAGAAGAUAUUAAGCUCAGAAUAUAUACGAAGAAAUCUUUCAAGCCAUAUAUUUUCUAAAUAUAGGACCACACACGCAGAUCGAGCAGUUUUUCCUUCGUGAUAUUCUUGAAUCUUGCAAUUAAUGCAAUUUCUACUUUUGUACACGUGUUCCAACGCGGAGGACAAAGAUUUUUACGAUAUAAAAAUAGCUGAAUAGAUUUGAACAACAAAAAAAUGCACACUUUAAGACAUUAAAAGAAUUGUUCUUGCCUUAAUCGCCACCCUUUUCAAACACACCGUCGUUCAAGCGAGAGAGAUUAUCAUUUCUUUCGAUUAGUGACUUUCCUGUGAUUUUACCACUCAAAAUGUUCGUUUCACCAAGAAUUAGAUAGAUUUAGAUAGAAGAUGAGGAAGAGUGUGUUUGAAUUUUUGCAUGACAUAAUGUUAGAAAUUAAAAGAAAAUAUAGCGUAGACCAAUUUAAUUGAUAAUUCUGGUCACAAUUAAAGGUUCAAAGUGCAAUUUAACGACUUUCAAUAAGUUUACGAAGAGAUUAAAUUUUAAUGAAACAAGAAAUAUUAGUUAGAUAACCAAUUUUCAAGUUUUCAAUCAAUCAAUAAAUCACCAAAUGAUAAUAUCUUUGAUCCAUAAAAAUAAGCGCUUUAGACAAUAAAAAAAAAAUCAGAAGAUGAAAUAAUGAGCACUAAAUUGUAAUCAAUCUAUGCGACAUUGAAAAAAAACUAGUUGCCAAAUAAUUCUAAAAAGAA